Molecule: messenger RNA, 1206 nt
Organism: Tuber aestivum (summer truffle)
Lineage: Eukaryota; Fungi; Ascomycota; Pezizomycetes; Pezizales; Tuberaceae
Source: the annotation of a GenBank genome assembly
AUGUUCAGGUUCCGAUGGGUAGAUUGUCAAUUGCGAAUUCUAGAGGGAUGCAUAACGCCAAACGCUGUAAGAGCUGCCUUAAGGGAGCUACCGCGAGACCUAGACUCUAUUUACUUGAGGAUCCUUGAUACUAUUCCUGAGAGGCAGAGGCAAUAUGUUCGACGAGCAAUGAAUUGGCUCGCAUUUUCAGCAGAACCAUUGACCUUAGGCCAACUUGCGGAGGCCAUUGUGAUCGAAUACGAUGUCAACAAGUACGGCGAGGACCCAGAAACUCUUUUUGAUCCGGAGUCCCUCAUGAGCAUUUGCCCGAGCCUCAUUUCAUUCGAAGAGGUCAGGGAUGAUAAAUACUUCUCCCUGGAAAGCCGCAGAUUACGACUGGCACAUUCCUCGGUCAAGGAAUACUUGAUCUCCGAACGCAUAGCUCAGGGCCCCUGUGCCUACUAUCAUAUUUCGGAGGAUAAAGCCAAUUUACUCAUGGGCCAUGCUUGUCUUAGCAGAAUACUGCAGCAUAGCGCGCAAGGUAUUAUACUCGAGAAAAAAAUCGAAGAAACAUCGUUCCUCUACCACAGUGCUCGCUAUUGGUUCAGAUAUAUUGGAGCUAUCGAGGAUACGGCACCCACUCCAGUCUCCGACGCUGCGUCGAAGGUUCUCAAGCUUGGCCAGUGCUGGUUGGAUAUAUACGACCCCGAUCAGCCUCCCCAACGUGCGCUCUCUGGUACCCGGGUUUAUUCAUCGGCAAUCUACUAUUCCUCCUUGUUAAAUUUGGUGACCUGCUGUAAACUGCUACUCUAUAGGGGGGAUGCGGUAAACCUGAAUUCUCGGGGUGGCCAAUAUGGAAACGCACUACAAGCAGCAGCGGCAGCAGGGAAUGAGUCGGUAGUGCAGCUUCUGCUUGAGCAUGGGGCAGAGGCGAAUGCUGAAGGUGGCGAUUAUGGCAAUGCACUACAAGCAGGUGCUCGGGCUGGGAGUGAACGGGUUGUCUGCCUUCUUCUCGAGCGUGGGGCAGAUGUGAAUGCUCAGGGUGGCUUUUAUGGCAAUGCACUACAAGCAGCUGCUCAAGGGGGGAACGAAUCACUUGUCCAUCUGCUCCUCGAGCGCAGAGCAGAGGUGAAUUCUCAUGGUGGCCAAUAUGGCAAUGCACUCCAAGCAGCUGCACAGGCCGGGAAUGAGUCAAUUUUCCGUCUCCUCCUCGAGUGUGGGGCAGAG